AUGGCCCAGGCACUAAUCCCCCUCAAACAUGGCAAGAAUGAGAUGCUGAGUCUAGUCGCUCGUUUGAAUGGACAUGUCUUUGAUACCGACCCUGUAAUCACCUACAUGCUGCUGGAGAUGCCGAGGGAACAACGUUUGGCAUAUCUGCCGACCUAUUGGACUAUCCUGGUUAGAUCUGCGUUACUAAACGGUGCAGUGAUCACCGAAGCCGACAAUUGGAAGGCUGCCUCGGUGAUUUUACCACCUGGGAAAUAUAUUGACAAUCUUUGGACUCUUCUCUCUGCAGGGUUUCUCUGUGUCCUGUGGAGAAUGGGGUUCGCUGGCUUCUGGAGACUCUGGACUGAAUUCUCAGGAAUGACAGACCGCGCCAAAAAGAUCGGACUUCACGGUCAGAAGCGGUACUAUUACAUUUUUAGCAUUGGCACGAAACAUGAACACCGGGGGAAAGGUCUUGCUAAAGCGAUUAUGAUCGACCAUCAGAAGACAGUAGAGUCCAAAAACCUUCCCAUCUGGCUCGAAGCUACGAGCAAAGGUUCUCGAAACCUCUAUCUAUCUCUAGGGUUCAAAGAAAUCGAGGAAAUUCUCCUGGGCAAAUACAAGGUUGCUGCCGAUGCAAGUCUACAACCAGGCGGUCCCGGGAUUUCCAUUUAUGCAAUGGUCUGGUGGCCGGAGUCAUCUUCUGCUAGGCCCUAG
Messenger RNA from Penicillium taxi, 693 nucleotides. RefSeq names its product GNAT family N-acetyltransferase. The coding region runs from base 1 to 693 and encodes 230 amino acids. The record is from RefSeq and is a predicted model, not a curated record. Lineage: Eukaryota; Fungi; Ascomycota; Eurotiomycetes; Eurotiales; Aspergillaceae. The transcript has 4 exons. Gene Ontology annotation, molecular function: acyltransferase activity, transferring groups other than amino-acyl groups.